AUGUCGGUCACCAUGAUCACCUCGUCGAGCACAUCUCGGAUCAUUGACUCAAAUUCGCCAGUUCCUCCAGUGGUGUCAGUGGCCUCCACAUCAUGCGUCUCAAGUGCUGUAGGAGGUCUCUCCAGCGCCACGAGCACAAUACGUCCCACGACCACGACCAUAAGUCCUACCACGUCACAAAUACAGCAAAAGUCGAGUGGCAAGCAAGAACUCUCAUCGAUAAUUGCACUACCACUAGUAACGUCUACAUUGUUACCAUCUUCUCUAGGAUUGGCAUCUCCUGCGGCGGCUUCAACCAUCACAACGACGAGAACAACGGAUGAUGGUCUUGCAGCGCCCGCGCUUUCGAUAUUACUCUCUGCCGAGACUCCGGCUACGGCUACAGCUAAGACUCAAUCACAUUUUAUCGUAGGCACCCAUACCGUGACUGCCGGCGCUCAAGAAUUUACUGUUUUUGGGACGGUCGUCAGCGACGCAUCAUCUGCCACGGAACUUAUCAUCGGCUCGUCGACCAUUCUGCCACUCCAGACGAGUCCUUCAGCUGAUCUUCUCCUAACGCUGAAACCAGGCGGCCCGGCGAUCACUCUAUCAGACACGCUCAUCGGUCUCGCCACAUCUACCACAAAGCUCGUGGUGGGCUCAUCGACUAUACCGCUUUUCCCAAGACCCGAGAGAACGACAAUACCAGAUAUUACCCUAGGCUCAACCGUCCUCACCCCUGACAGCGACUCCGUCUACACCCUCGGAUCGCAAAUACUAAGUCCCGGUGGCCCAGCGAUCACGGUCUCCGGUACGGAAUACACUCUAGCCACCGAUGGCGGUGAGCUCCUCGUAGGCUCAAGCACUGAAGUUCUGACUACGACCGGCACGGGAGUGUACGUCUGGAGCAAUAUCGGGGCUUCCAGCAUUUCCAGUGGCACUCUAGUAUCACCGGCGAGUACAACCACCACUUCGGCCUCUCAGUCCAGAUCAGGGGUUCUGUGCCAGCAACAGCGAGAGUACGUCUCCAGCCGGCAUAAUUGCAUCCAGUGCAGCAUUCGUCACCUCAAGUAUACGCCGUGUCUUGAGCUCCUGCUUCCUCCUUCUCGUCAUGGUUCCGUUCGCUCCUUAGCUUCACGUCGUGGCAACGGCAACGUUUAA
Recurvomyces mirabilis is the source of this 1140-nucleotide messenger RNA. RefSeq lists its product as uncharacterized. The record is from RefSeq and is a predicted model, not a curated record. The coding region runs from base 1 to 1140 and encodes 379 amino acids. Lineage: Eukaryota; Fungi; Ascomycota; Dothideomycetes; Mycosphaerellales; Teratosphaeriaceae. The transcript has 2 exons.